Molecule: messenger RNA, 483 nt
Organism: Anoplophora glabripennis (Asian longhorned beetle)
Lineage: Eukaryota; Metazoa; Arthropoda; Insecta; Coleoptera; Cerambycidae
Gene: RpL36A
Product: 60S ribosomal protein L44
Exons: 3
Coding region: 113-427 (104 amino acids)
Biological process (GO): translation
Cellular component (GO): cytosolic large ribosomal subunit; ribosome
Molecular function (GO): structural constituent of ribosome
Source: RefSeq, a predicted model, not a curated record
UAUUACAUAAAGUUUAAAAUUGGCGCCAUGUGCACCGAACAGCCGAGCACAUCCGUGUUCUUUCUCUUUCUAGUCUCUUUCUAAUACUUGUCAACAAUACGUAUCAUUCAAAAUGGUUAAUGUACCUAAACAACGCCGUACGUUUUGCAAGAAAUGUAAGGUCCACAAACCUCAUAAAGUAACCCAAUAUAAAAAGUCAAAGGAACGUCAUGCAUCUCAGGGCAGAAGACGUUACGACCGAAAACAGCAAGGUUUUGGAGGACAGACAAAACCUAUCUUCCGUAAAAAGGCAAAAACCACAAAGAAAAUUGUACUAAGGAUGGAAUGUACCGAAUGUAAAUAUCGUAAACAAAUUCCUCUUAAGCGCUGCAAACAUUUUGAACUUGGAGGUGAUAAGAAGCGCAAAGGACAAAUGAUCCAGUUUUAAGUGAAUUAUUAUUGUACAAUUUAACUUUAACAUUAAAACCAAUGUUUUUGUGAAAA